CUGCCGACUAGCAAGGGAAUUCCACCAGUCGCCUUUCCUCCGGCUUCGCCCAACUUCCACAGAAAAGUUUCUGCGCGCCUCAUCACUUAAGGCCUUGGUCGGACGGGAAGCAGCCUAAACCAGAGCUGGUCCAGUAGUGCAGGUGCUCGUUCCAAACGCUGAAAACGACACUGCCCAUGAAAGAAGUUGAUGUGACUUAGUUGGCGGCAGGUUUUAAGAAAUCUUGAGGGACGAACCUUGACGAUUGGGGAAAAGAUUUUGGAAUAUACGUGAGUUGGCGCGUGAGAGAGGAGAAGGUCAAAAUGAGGGGCUACUUAACCAAGGAGUAUAUAACUGGGCUGUAUGACAAAUUCGAUGAAAAAAUCCACGACCCCAAAUCACAAAGACGAUUGGUUCUCUUGGUGGUCUGUAUAGCACUGCUUCUUGAUAAUAUGUUAUAUAUGGUUAUAGUGCCCAUUAUACCAAAUAUCCUUUCACCAAAAGGAGCUCAGGUCACUUCGAAAGUAGAUGACCUUCCCAAAGUGAACUAUUCUAAUUGUAACUAUACAGCAACUGGAACCACAUUUUCUUAUUGUAACUACACUCUAGUUGGAAAUAGUUCAAAGAGGCACUAUGUAGUGACAAAACCAAAGGAAAGGCGAAUCCUUGAUCUUCCCCCACCCCCAAUUGACAUGGGAGCGAAUGACGCAGCAAUUGGGGUGUUGUUUGCUUCUAAAGCUAUUCUACAGCUUAUAGUGAAUCCGUUCACAGGAACUCUCAUUGACAGGAUCGGAUAUGACACGCCAAUGAUGAUAGGUUUAAUAAUCAUAUUUCUAUCCACGACAACUUUUGCUUUAGGGGAAAGUUAUGCUGUUCUCUUCGCGGCUCGCAGUUUACAAGGUCUUGGUUCAGCAUUUGCCGACACUUCCGGUUUGGCCAUGAUAGCUGAUCGUUUCACCGAAGAAGCAGAAAGAACUAAAGCCCUGGGUAUCGCUUUAGCCUUCAUAUCAUUCGGUUGCUUGGUGGCCCCGCCCUUCGGCGGGGUACUGUAUGAAUUCGCGGGUAAGGUGGUCCCCUUCAUGCUCCUUGCAUUGCUCUCACUACUUGACUGUUUGUUGCUGUUUUUCCUCAUGAAACCCAUGCGUGCUAAGCGAGCUUUGAUGACACAAGAGGAACGCCCGCAGGGUACCCCAAUUUACCGUUUACUGAUGGACCCGUACAUCGCUGUUACAGCAGGAGCCUUAGCUAUGUCCAACGUAUCUCUGGCUUUCCUGGAACCCACCAUAUCCAUAUGGAUGAAGGAAACCAUGGACGCCUCUGCUUGGGAGAUGGGUUUUGUAUGGCUGCCGGCUUUCAUCCCACAUAUUACAGGUGUAUACUUGACUGUGAAGCUGUCUAGGAAUUAUCCCAAGUACAUGUGGUUAUUGGCAGCUGCCGGACUAGCUAUGGAAGGUUUAUUCUGUGGGAUAAUCCCAUUCGCAAAAGCCUUUGGUGUCUUAAUAGCUCCAAUCAUGGGCAUCUGUUUUGGGAUUGCAUUAGUGGAUACAGCGCUUUUGCCUACAUUGGGCUACCUUGUUGAUGUCCGCCAUGUUUCCGUGUAUGGCAGUGUCUACGCCAUUGCGGACAUAUCCUACUCGUUGGCCUACGCCUUUGGUCCCAUCCUGGCAGGGAGCAUUGUGGUCUCGAUCGGUUUUCUUUGGCUGAACAUGCUGAUAAUGAUCAGUAACGUAGUCUAUGCGCCGGCCCUAUAUGCUCUCAGAAACAUGUAUCUGUACAAACCUUUCGAUGAUGAGAACGACAUGUUGGUAGAUGAGCCUCAAAGUAAGCAUUACCAAACUUACAUGCGCAAUGAUUCAGUGGGUGAACCACCUAUCGACGGAAAAGAAGACAAAAUCCAGCUGUCCAUGGGGGACGACCCUUACAACUGGCCUCCCAGCAAGCGUGUUAGGCAGCAAGAUGAGGCUGGGGGCAGAGACGGAUUUUUCUAUCAACAAUACAAUGUUCGUUAAAAUUCCAUAAAUGUAAAUUUAGUAAUAAUUCCUGUGACAUUGAAAGUUCACCAAGAAAAUGUUUUCGCCUCGGAACGCAUAAGUUCUUGGUAAUUGCUAUGAAGUUAUGGACUGAUUCCGAAAGGUGAUUGUUUUCUCAUUUAAAUGCUGCCAUCUUGCUUUUAGAUAAAAAACUUUUUCUCUUAAGACGAAUUCAGAUGGACGUUCAUGAGAAGUCAUGUCCAACAAAACUACUGCGGCCAGUUUCGCAAAACUUCGUACACAUAUUUCAAUCCCUAAGUUACGCCCCCUCACGGAGAUAAAACAUAGGCUGCGUAUACUUAAGGAGAAAAUAUGAGGAAGAAUUUUUACGAAAGCGAAACCGGAUGCGUAAAUGUAUUGGAAUUUGACAGUGAAUGUACAGAAAGAAAACCGCAUACAGGCGGGUGUUCACUUGUCUCGAAUAAUAUAUGGCAUCAUUUAUGUAUAACGGAAUCAUUUGACUCAAUUCAAUAACCACAAGAAUUGCCUUUGUGCAAAUUAUAAUAUUGUAUCUAUAUGUGUUAUUUCAUAAAUAUUAUGUCUAUUGCUUGAUCUAUAUAAUUUUUCCUUGAUGUUAAAUAUAAGAUGUUUCCUGUUUCCACAAUUUUAUUACAUAUUCUAUUGCGAUAAGUU
Messenger RNA from Liolophura sinensis, 2642 nucleotides. RefSeq names its product vesicular acetylcholine transporter-like. NCBI's taxonomy places the organism in Eukaryota, Metazoa, Mollusca, Polyplacophora, Chitonida, Chitonidae. Gene Ontology annotation, molecular function: acetylcholine transmembrane transporter activity; xenobiotic transmembrane transporter activity. The transcript is spliced from 2 exons. Gene Ontology annotation, cellular component: AP-1 adaptor complex; terminal bouton; membrane. Gene Ontology annotation, biological process: transmembrane transport; chemical synaptic transmission; xenobiotic transport. The record is from RefSeq and is a predicted model, not a curated record. The coding region runs from base 303 to 1988 and encodes 561 amino acids.